AACGAAUGAAAGUAAAAUAACUUAUCUGGGACAUCAAUUCUUCAUUCAGUAUCAAAGACGUUGGUGCUAAAACAAUUCGGUUGAAAAUAUCAGAAUGUUCAAACUACUAGUCCUCCUCUCUGUAGUCUACUACACCCAUGCGUACUCCACUGGAGCGCCCCUAGAAGUAUGUGACGACAUGACACCAAAGCAUCCCUUUAAUCCACAGGCGUCAGAAAUCCCAUACAAGUUCGGUCUGAGCAAAAACGAAGUAAAAGGUGGAGAACAAGUAGAAAUCACCAUCAGUGGUCUAUUUAAAGGAUUAUUGCUAGAGGUUAGAGAAGGAGACAAAGCUGUUGGUGAGUGGGUUGUUGCAGAUAACGAUCCAAACUUCCAAACUCUUGACUGCCACAAGAAUAAGAACAGCGCAAUCACCCACAAAAAUGCUAAUGAUAAGUCUAAUGUAAAAUUAGUAUGGAAAGCACCUAACAAAGUAGGAAAAUAUGUCUUAUAUGCCACCGUUGCAGAAACUGGAGAAAGAUACUGGGCACGAAAACCUACCGAAGUCAUUAAUGUUUUCUAAAAAAUUUUAUGUUGUAAAUAUUUUAUUUUUAAUAAAAAUUAUUCAGAUGUGAUAUUUUAA
Molecule: messenger RNA, 622 nt
Organism: Diabrotica balteata
Lineage: Eukaryota; Metazoa; Arthropoda; Insecta; Coleoptera; Chrysomelidae
Source: the annotation of a GenBank genome assembly